This is a messenger RNA of Selaginella moellendorffii, 795 nucleotides long. RefSeq names its product chitinase 6. Lineage: Eukaryota; Viridiplantae; Streptophyta; Lycopodiopsida; Selaginellales; Selaginellaceae. Gene Ontology annotation, biological process: chitin catabolic process; carbohydrate metabolic process; cell wall macromolecule catabolic process. The transcript is spliced from 3 exons. Bases 44 to 751 code for a protein of 235 amino acids. The record is from RefSeq and is a predicted model, not a curated record. Gene Ontology annotation, molecular function: chitinase activity.
UCCAUUGCACAACCACGGUUCUCAUACUAUCCUUUUAAGUACCAUGGCAUUAGUCAUGAUAAUGUUUAUGCUAUGCCUCCUAGGAUUUUCUCCGUUCUCAACACUGGCAUCUCCCUCUAGUAUUAUAACUGUGUCUGUGUUUAGGAAGUUCUUCCCAUCCAACAUCGCGAAUCCUUUCUACACAUACAACGAUUUCAUUGCGGCAACAAAAUACUAUCCCACGUUUGGAAGCACAGGGAGUCUUGAUGUUCAAAAGAGGGAACUGGCGGCCUACUUUGCAAAUGUGAAGCAGGAGACUGGAACACUGCAAUACAUUCGAGAGAUCAACCGAAACAACGUCUAUUGUGACACUAGUCGUGGGAUCCCAUGUCCUGCAGGUACAAAGGCUUACUAUGGAAGAGGACCUUUGCAGCUCACCUGGAAUUACAAUUACAAUGCUGCUGGAAAGGCUUUCAACAUGAACCUCCUCCAAAAUCCAGACCAGGUUGCUCAGAAUGGCGUCCUUUCGUGGAGGUCAUCAUUGUGGUUUUGGAUGCAAAAUUCGAAUUGCCACGCCGCAAUAACACAGAACCAAGGAUUUGGAGCUACAAUUCGAGCCAUCAAUGGAGGGGAGUGUGGCAAGGGCCGUGAGACACAACCCGCACAGAACCGUAUCAAUUAUUACAAGAAAUUUUGCUCACAGUUGGGUGUUUCACCAGGUGGGAACCUUGGCUGUGCUAAACAAAUGAUUUUUAAAGUAACUAGCUACUAAGUAAUGUAUUAUUAAAAACAAAUAAUUAAUCUGGAAAUUAGAGA